CAAACCCUCUCGCGCAGCGUUAACGUGCUCAUCGGCGUCGGCCUCCUCGCCGAGCCGCUCGCGUUCGCCGACGCCGGCUGGGUCGGCGGCAUUCUCCUGCUCGUCUUCUGCGCCCUUGUCACCAACUACACGGCCAAGAUGCUCGCGGCCAUGAUGAAGCAGGACCGCACCUCGGCCACCUACGCCGACGUCCUCAUCAAGGCGUACGGGCCCUGGGCUCGCGAGACGAUCUACUUCCUGUUCGUCGUCGAGCUCGCCACGUUCAGCGUCGCGACCGUCACCCUGUUCGCCGACUCGAUGGCGAGCCUGUUCCCUCGAUUCAGCUCGCUCUUCUUCAAGCUCAUCUCGUACCUCAUCCUCCUCCCGACGACCUACCUCCCCCUGCGCGUCCUCUCCCUCACUUCCCUCCUCGGCAUCAUGUCGUCGGUCGUGCUCCUCGCCGUUCUCGUCACCGAUGGCCUCAUCAAGAAGACGGCGCCGGGCAGCUUCUGGGAGCCGAUGGCGACGAGCAUCGUCCCUCGGUGGGGCCGGUUCCCGAUCUCGUUCGGCCUCUUGAUGUCGGGCUUCUCGGGCCACGCCGUCGUCCCGUCGCUGUACCGCGACAUGGCGCACCCCGAGCAUUUCGCGUCCAUGAUCAACGUCGCCUACAUCAUCGCGUUCGUCGUCUCGGUCGUGUUCGGUGUCUUUGGCUACCUCAUGUUCGGGAACAGCGUGUCGAGCGAGAUCACGCGCGACCUGGCGUCGACGGUCGGGUACCCGGUCGCGCUCAACCAGCUCGCCGUGUGGAUGGUCGCCAUCAACCCGCUCGUCAAGUACGCCAUCGCCAACAAGCCCCUCGUCACGACGUUCGAGCACCUCGUCGGCCUCCACAAGCCUGUCGCGCCUCGCCGCAUCCACCGCGUGCGGUACUACCUCCUGCGCCCGGCCGCCUCGAUCCUCUGCGUCGGCCUCGCCAUCGCCAUCCCCGAGUUUGACCGCGUCCUGGCUUUCCUCGGCAGCGCGAGCGCGUUCGUCAUCUGCGUCAUCGGGCCCGUCGGCGCCUACCUCAUCCCUCUCGUCGUCGCCGGGGCCGAGCGCGUCCUGUGCUGGUUCCUCCUCGUCGUCUCGAUCGUCAUGGCGUCGGUCGGGACUGUGUGGAGCUUUUUGCCGGUCGAGGAGGCGGGAUUGGUGUAG
Molecule: messenger RNA, 1173 nt
Organism: Rhodotorula graminis WP1
Lineage: Eukaryota; Fungi; Basidiomycota; Microbotryomycetes; Sporidiobolales; Sporidiobolaceae
Exons: 7
Biological process (GO): amino acid transmembrane transport
Cellular component (GO): vacuolar membrane
Molecular function (GO): amino acid transmembrane transporter activity
Source: RefSeq, a predicted model, not a curated record